Messenger RNA from Fukomys damarensis (Damara mole-rat), 2760 nucleotides. It is a transcript of the gene Adprs, whose product is annotated as ADP-ribosylserine hydrolase. The record is from RefSeq and is a predicted model, not a curated record. NCBI's taxonomy places the organism in Eukaryota, Metazoa, Chordata, Mammalia, Rodentia, Bathyergidae. Bases 1827 to 2753 code for a protein of 308 amino acids. Gene Ontology annotation, cellular component: mitochondrion; nucleus. The transcript has 8 exons.
GCACCGCCUGUGUUUGCGCCCCGCGGACCUGUUUCGCCCGGUGUGGACUCUCGCGGACUCUCACGUGCUCCACACAGCGGACCCGGCCCCCGCCUCGCCUGCGCCUCUCGCUUCUUCUUGGUCUUGCUUUCCCUCUUUGGUUCCACUCACACCGUGCUUCCUCCGCCCAGGCCCUUGCCUGUGCUGUCCCUUGCCCGUGAAGCCAUCUUCCCUUCCCUGUGCCAUCAUCUGGAAUAGGAAGAAAAGGGCGCCAUCGUUAAAACCCUGACGAACACUCAACAUGUAUCAGGCAGAUAAAGGUGGGAGGGGAGCUAGGAAAGGAGACAUCCGACAGGAAGACAAGCAGGAGGGUCAUCAACAGAAUUUGAGAACAGAAUUUCAAGAUGAAGACCCUGGUCGCCUGUGUCGUGCUGAAGAAAAGUAGAGGAAAGUCUGGACUCAUUUCUAGUGAGUUGAGACGGAAAAGAAAAACAGUAUGGUUGGGUGCGAAGGGAAGGCGAGAGAUUAGCUGUAGUUGAAGGGACGACAAGGUGAAGGGAUGGGUUUUUGUUUCAUUGUCGGUUUGAUAUUAAGGUAAGGAAAAACAUGUUUAAGGUGAGAGGUGUUUUCGGACCCUUGUAGAUGCAAGUGACAGGAAACCCGAUUUAAAAGAGGCAGAGCAAAAAGGGCACAGAUUGGCUGACGUGACUUGAGAAAUCGAGAAGUAGGUCUGGCCUCAAACACAGCUGAGUCCAGGGGUUCAGGCUGUCUGCUAACGUCUUGGUUCCUCUGCAUUGCUCAGAUCUGCUUUCUUUGGGUAGGCUGCACUCAUUCUGCAACCCUUCUGAGGCACUCUUUGCUGUGGCCAGGAAAAGUCCCAAAUUGAACCUCACCAGCCUGGCUCAGUUCCUGUGUCCACCCCUAAACAGGAGAUGGGGUGUGCUGUUUGAUUAGGUGAGAGGUGGGUCAGCUCUGGGCUCAGGUUGCAUGGAUUGGGAAUGGGCCAAAGUGGCUCCCUAGGGAGGAGCAGGAUUACAGUGACCAAUGGAAUGAAUGGAUGCUGUCCUGUCACAGAGGGAGAGAGGGGAUAAAGGAAGAGCAAGGCCCCCCAGGAAUGGGGUGGCCUUCGACUUGAGCCUGGACGGGAGCCUGGAGAGUAUGGCUGUGGAGGAGACGGCCAACCCUCCUAGUAAGCAGGAGGGGAAGGCUUUGCGGCUUGGGAUGGAUAUGCCAAGUGCCAAACUAGGGAUGUGUGAGAUGGGGAAGGGACUUACCAGGGUGUCCCCUUCAUGUUCUGUAACUGUCUGGUCUCACAUGAGGCCAAGACCUGUCCCAGCCUAUUUGUGCCGUGUGGAAGUGUCAGCCAGAGGAAAAACAUAGACGGGGGGAGUGUGGGGUGGGGAAAAACCCCAGCCAGGAAGGACCUGACCAAGCACCAGGAUCGCUCCUGAGGGUAUACAGGGGAACAGUGGGAUAGAAAGUGAGUGAAGAUGAAAGGGUCCAGGCUGGGAAGAGCUUUGAAUGCCAAGGCCUUGAAUUGGAAGUUCAUUCUGAAGCCAGCCAUGUUGACCAGGAGAGAGAGAAGGAAGGUGAAAGAGUCUGGUCAGGAGGAGGAAUGUUUUGGCUGCAUGUACAGCUUGUACUGGAGAGGGGGUUACGUGUGGGUGAUUUGAGAGGUGCUGCCACACAGGUCACAUUAAGGUGAGCUGCAGUGACGGGGACGAAGGUUUUUCUUUAGGAAUCAGCAGGAUGUCACGUUUGACUCAGAAUAAAGAAUUGCUGGAAAUCUUGAGGAAUCCUACAACCGAGCAGCCUGGAAAGCAUUGUACUACACCGAUGACACCGCCAUGGCCAGAGCCCUUGUGCAGUCCCUGCUGGCCAAGGAGGCCUUUGAUGAGGUGGACAUGGCUCACAGGUUUGCCCAGGAGUACAAGAAAGACCCUGACAGAGGUUAUGGGGCCGGAGUAAUCACUGUCUUCAAGAAGCUCCUGAGUCCCAAAUGCCACGAUGUCUAUGAGCCUGCCCGGGCCCAGUUCAACGGAAAGGGCUCCUAUGGGAAUGGGGGUGCCAUGCGGGUAGCAGGCAUCCCCCUAGCCUACAGCAAUGUCCAGGAUGUGCAGAAGUUUGCCAGGCUCUCAGCCCAGCUGACCCACGCCUCCUCCCUGGGUUACAACGGUGCCAUCCUGCAGGCCCUGGCUGUGCACCUGGCUCUGCAGGGCGAGUCCUCCAGUGAGCACUUCCUUGAGCAGCUCCUGGGCCACAUGGAGGAACUAGAAGGGGACGCCCAGGCCGUCCUGGAUGCCAGAGAGUUGGGUAUGGAAGAGCGUCCAUACUCCUGCCGCCUGAAGAAGGUCGGAGAGCUCCUAGACCAGGACUCGGUGACUCGAGAAGAAGUGGUGUCUGAGCUAGGGAAUGGCAUUGCUGCCUUUGAGUCUGUGCCCACCGCUAUCUACUGCUUCCUGCGCUGCAUGGAGCCUGACCCCGAGAUCCCCUCUGCCUUCAACAGUCUCCAAAGGACUCUCAUCUAUUCAGUCUCGCUUGGCGGGGACACAGACACCAUUGCCACCAUGGCUGGGGCCAUUGCUGGCGCUUACUAUGGGAUGGAUCAGGUGCCAGAGAGCUGGCAGCAAAGCUGUGAGGGCUAUGAGGAGACGGACGUCCUGGCCCAGAACCUGCACCGAGUCUUCCAGAAGAAUCUGAGAUGGGGCCCUGUGUGUAGACAAAGGCUUCCAGUUCUUCCAGCCAGCCACAGGAUCAGCCAGAAAGGAUCCUGACCUACCC